UCGUCACUCAUUUGCAUACUACGGAACAGCGGCUGCGUUCGCGGGAAACCGGCUGGCGUCGUAGGCCUCCAGCCGCCUCGUUUCAUAAUAAAUCUAUAGUUAUUGUCGAACAGUUUAGUUUCAAAUCUUAGCACUUUCUUUUAAAAGCAUCCGACGUAGUUGUCUUUCUCGCACGGUCGUCAGUUUGAACUGUCGUCCGUGUUUUUACGUCGGCUAACACGCCGAGUUUCACGGCACAAGACAGCUUCUAACCAGGACAAAAGGCUUCCGCUGACAGGGAUGAGAUAGCACGGCAACAUGAGCCACUUCAACUUGGAACGUUUUCGUUUUCACAAGACAUCCGUCAAAUUGCAGGAGCGCUGCUCCAAAAGCCCCGAGUCCGAGAAAGAGAACAAACCAGGUAAUAUGAAACCUGCCAAAGCGUCAUCAAAAUCACAUACCCGAGGGGUGGUUUUUGAUGAGGUCAUUGAGCUGUCUGACGACCACGACGAUGAUCAGGCAAAGAGACACUCCAGGGCACCUGUAGAAAAAUCCUCUCAAAGCGUCACAAAGGAUGAGCAAGACGAGGAAGAAAAAAUAUCAAAACUGACCGAGAUAUUCCCUCAUUUUUCAAGGCAGAAGCUCUUGGAGGUCAUUGGAAGUACCAGCACAUUGGAUGGAGCUGUUGCUGCGUGUCUGCUGAUGCCUGGUCAUAAAGACCCGGGUUGUGUCAGGAAGAGAAAGCAGGAUGGAUCGGACAGCUCACAGAACAGCCCAGAUGCUCAACCCAUCAAAAAAAGGAGACACUCAGUGGCAUCUGAUGAUGUUGAUGAUGACUGCAAAGUGGAUGAACCGAAGUGGGAGAAGAAGGAGUCAAUGGUCAGAAAGCUGCAGAAGAGGUUUCCCGAUCAGGACAAGGAGGAGCUACGCAUGGUUCUGCAGGAACAUGACUGGAAUGUCGAUGAAGCGCUCCAGGUUCUGCUAAUGUUCUCUGACCCAGAUAGCGUCGGCUCACCUGACUACGUACCAAAGAAUUCCCAGCAAUCAAAGCGCAACCGAGACGAGUCGCAAACCAAAUUGCACAAACACCGGAGUUCGGAUAAAAGGAAAAACAAGACUGGUGCUAACAAAUCCAAACACCUCAGGGAUGUGAGCGAGUCUGAGGACCAUUCAGGCGACGCAGUGGACAGUGAUGAACAUUCAGACCACAAAGACGAAGAACAGUCCACAAACAGAAGCUCUAAUUCCCCCCUGUCCUCAUGGUUAGUAAAAACAACCUCUACCUCUCAGAAGCCAUCUUCUUCCACCUCCUCCGCUGCCCAAGUGCUGUCCAGGUUCACCAGCGCAACCAGCAUGGCUCAGAAGCAAGCGGCUGAGAGAAAGAAACAAGCGCAUACCUCCGACGAGUGCUUCAGUUCUGAGGAUGAAGAGGACGACGAGAGCGACUUUGACAAUUCCGACGAAGACUUGACAACAUCUAAAAGCUCGGGAGAUAUGAAGGAGCAGGUUCUCCUGUUCUUCCAGGAAUCCACCAUCGACGAGCUGGCGCUGAUUUCUGGGUGCUCCGUUAAGAAAGCCAUGAAGAUAGUGCAGCUGAGACCCUUUAAAAACUGGAUAAGCCUGACCGAACUCAUCCACAAGAACAACGGGCUCUCCGAGGACCUCCUGCUGGGCUGCAAAGUGGUUCUUAAGGAGCGCAGCAUCGUGCGGCGACUCAUGUCCAGUUGCGAGACCAUUUCCUCCAAGAUGGUGAAGCAGGUCACGGAGGUGAUGAAGAACGGCACGGGAGCCGUGAAACAGCCCGGCUUUCUCAACGACCAGCUCCAGUUGAAACCCUAUCAGCUCAUCGGUCUGAAGUGGCUGCUGCUUCUGCACGAGCACCAACUGAGCGGCAUCCUCGCCGAUGAAAUGGGUUUGGGUAAAACCAUCCAGGCUAUUGCCUUCCUUGCCCAGUUACUCCAGAAUGGAAUAGAGGGUCCUCACCUCAUCGCUGUGCCUGCUUCUACACUCGAUAACUGGGUCAGAGAGCUGAAAUUGUGGUGUCCGAGUCUUCAAGUCAUAGUUUAUUACGGCUCUGUGGAGGACCGCCGCUACCUCAAGCACGACAUUCUCAACGGAGACGUUGAAUUCAACGUCAUUGUCACCACGUACAACUUUGUCAUCGGGAACGACAGCGACCGCGGCCUGUUCCGCAAGCUGCACCUCACGUACGCCAUCUUCGACGAAGGCCACAUGCUGAAGAACAUGAAAACGCUGCGCUACCGCCACCUCAUGUCUAUCAAUGCCAAGCAUCGCUUGCUGCUUACUGGCACUCCUUUGCAGAACAACCUUUUGGAGCUCAUGUCGCUCCUUAACUUCAUCAUGCCUUCGCUGUUCUCCAGCUCCACCACACAGCUCUCUAAAAUGUUUUCUCUGAAAUCGCAAGAGGAGCAGAGUCGUUUUGAGAAAGAUCGCAUCUCUCAGGCCAAACGCAUCAUGAAACCAUUCAUCCUCAGACGAGUCAAGAGCGAGGUCCUCCAGCAGCUGCCUGCCAAGGAGGUGAAGGUGGAGUUCUGCCCCAUGAGUGAGAAGCAGCAGGUUCUCUACCAGAGUCUCUUGAAAAAAUUCAAGGCUUCCACCGGUGGCGAGAAGCGGGAGUUGAAUAAUGUAAUUAUGCAGUUACGGAAGAUGGCCAACCAUCCACUGCUUCAUCGACAAUACUACACCACGGAGAAGCUCAGAGCCAUGAGCAAACUCAUGCUCAAGGAGCCAACUCACGUUGAUGCGGACGCGGCGUUGAUCCAGGAGGACAUGGAGGUGAUGUCAGACUUUGAGCUGCAUCGUCUCUGCCAGCAGUACUUGUCCAUCGGCUCCUACCAGUUAGAGAACCAUCUGCUCCUUGACUCUGGGAAGUUCCACUGCCUCACAGAGAUGCUGGCGUCGCUCAAAGAGAAGGGUGAUCGGGUUGUGCUGUUCAGUCAGUUCACCAUGAUGCUGGACAUUGUGGAGGUACUGCUGAAGCAUCUCAGUCAUCGUUACGUUAGACUGGAUGGAUGCACGCCGAUAGCGGACAGGAUUGUUCUGAUUGACGAGUUCAACACAGACAGCGAUAUAUUUAUAUUUCUGCUGUCGACCCGUGCCGGCGGCCUCGGCAUCAACCUCACGUCGGCCAAUGUUGUUAUUUUGCACGACAUCGACUGGAACCCCUACAACGACAAGCAAGCCGAGGACCGGUGUCACCGCGUGGGUCAAACCAGGACUGUGCAGGUCAUUAAAAUGAUCAGCAAUGGCAGCAUCGAGGACGAUAUACUGCAGCUGGGCCAGAGGAAGCUCAAACUGGAGCAGGACAUGACUGCUGCCGAACAGAGUGGUGAGGGGACCAUACCUGAAGACAUGGCAUCUUUGCUCAAAGCUUCACUGGGACUGUGAUAUUCUUAUUAACAUGAGAAACUAAAGUACUUGAGUGGGUGAAAGGGGGGUGGGGGGGAUUUUCCACUGACAUCUCCAAUCCUGGGAAGUCUUGAAUUUAAUUUUUUUUUUUUUGACAAAACUGACACUGACACCUUCUGCUGUAUGAUGAAGAUCAGCAGUGUCGAAACACUGAACAAACAGUGUGCCUUUUCAGUGUUUUUCUCCUCAGAGCAUAACGAGGGCCUCGAGCUUUCACUUUCAGACCUCAAACUGAUGACUAAAAAUUGCGGGAAACUGCGCUGAAACCUGAUAAACGGCACAAACCGUCGCUUGGUGAGUUUGAUUUCAGUCAAACAUCAGUUAGACGUAUGCAAGAUACAAGUCACAUGACAAAGAAAAGACUUCUAGGUGCCACCAGAGGGCAUCAUUUUGUUCAAUGCUAUUAGAAAAGAAGAGGAGAUAACAUAAGCAGCAUGCUAUAAGCAUAGCAGAGAACCACCGCAUCCGGUAUUAUUGUGAACUUGAACAAAGCAAAAGUUAUGGGGGAAAUUAAUUUUUGCAGGUUUUUCUUCAACAAAUUUAGUCUAACAAGCAGCUGCUACAUGGACGUAGACGACUGUAUGAUUGGUUGACUAACGUGGUAAGUGUUACUCUUUUGUAAGGCAUUUUUCAAAUGUGAAUGUUUCGUUGUGUUUGUUCGAGUUUUAAUAAAUAAAAUUGUAUCAAAUUAAUGC
This is a messenger RNA of Doryrhamphus excisus (bluestripe pipefish), 4103 nucleotides long. Lineage: Eukaryota; Metazoa; Chordata; Actinopteri; Syngnathiformes; Syngnathidae. The record is from RefSeq and is a predicted model, not a curated record.